GCAUGGCAGGGUGUGUCCUAUGCCUACAUACUUUUGCUAAUAAGUGUUCAAAAGUAGUGAGCAGGGGCGGCCUGACCAUUGGGGAACUCGGGCAAUGCCUGAGGGCCCGGGGUCAGUAGGGGGCCCCAUGAGAUGUCCCUGGUACCUUUCAUAGGCUUUUUUGGGUGUGGUUUGAGUGUGGGUGAGGACACAGGGGCCCCAUGAUCCCCUAUUGCCCGGGGCCCCAUGAGUUGUCAGUCCACACCUGGUAGUGAGUUCUCUGUUUGGCAGCUAGGGGACUCCCUUUGCCCUUUAGAACAGUUUGUUACUUUAUGGAGUACAUGGAGUUGCAUGAAGCUCAGUGGAAGACUGAUUUUUCCUCUACGCUGGGCUUCAGCGGCCACCAUG
Molecule: messenger RNA, 387 nt
Organism: Staurois parvus
Lineage: Eukaryota; Metazoa; Chordata; Amphibia; Anura; Ranidae
Source: the annotation of a GenBank genome assembly